This is a messenger RNA of Guillardia theta CCMP2712, 324 nucleotides long. RefSeq lists its product as hypothetical. The record is from RefSeq and is a predicted model, not a curated record. The coding region runs from base 1 to 324 and encodes 107 amino acids. NCBI's taxonomy places the organism in Eukaryota, Cryptophyceae, Pyrenomonadales, Geminigeraceae. The transcript has a single exon.
AUGAGCAAGUAUACCUAUGCCUCUCUCUCUCCAUCUCAAGCAAAGCACAAGAAGUACAAGUUAGUACUCUAUGACAAAGAUCAGAAGAGGAUCAAGACUGUUCAGUUCGGUGAUAGUCGAUAUCAGGACUUCACACAGACCCACAAUGAUCAACUUAGGAAGUACUACAUAGCGAGACACGAUAACGGUCGUGAGGAUUGGUCGGUCCCUGAUACCCCCGCAUCCUGCGCAAGGUGGAUCUUAUGGGAUCAGUACACAAAAGAGAAAGGAUUUGAGAACUACCUCAGGCGAUUCCACUUGAAGCGCCUAGAUCUGUCUGACUAG